AGCAGUUUACGUUAUCUCCUUGCUGUGUGCGGCGUUGGCCUAGCGCUUAAAUGUCGGCACACCGCCAAAUUUACUUCGUCAUUCCGUUGGGUCCCUGAAACGGCAUUUCGUCGAUGUGGGAACAGUCCAACUCUCACCAUUCCGAGGAUACGAAAGGAGUGGAAUUAUAAGGUAUCUCCACUCUCCGGAAUGGUGUGGAAAUGGAAUGAAGUUCCCGAAACUCUGUUCGAUACCCCGCAUUUCUAGUGAAUCGCGUUCGUUUCUCGAAUCUCCCACUUGUUCUCGAUGAUUGUGUGAAGAAGAAAUAUGCCUCCUCGCACCGAUGUUAGCCUUUACUUUCGUGUUCUUAAAAGCAUAGCAGCAGCUCCAUAUUUUUCAUGUCUAUUUAUAAGUUAUACGCCAUCCUUCUAUUUUUUUUUCUUCAACUGUGAAUGCACAAACAAACUUUUGGAUAAAAUCCAAUUUUUUCUAUCUUUUCUGGCUACUAAGCGUCAUCUUGCGUCCAUAAUAAUAACGAAAUUAUUAUUUUACUUUGACGAACAUAGUUAUCGUUAAGUGCUCCAAAAUGUUCUCUCACGUCGACGCAACACCAUAUUGCACCUAAAGGCGGCCCUUUUAGUUCGACCAACAGCCACCACACAGGAUGCGCGUGGCACAAUCGGUAGAGAACGAAGAAGUGCCACGGGGCUCACGGGCCACGCGAACAUCGCGUGAGGGCGUUCGUCGCAACCCAGCCGGUAACCUCAGUGCCCGUCAUUCGAGCGACGAACGCAAUCGCGGAGAUGAAUUCCCUGAUCGGCCAUGAAGCUGACGUCGAGUUCAGCCUACAUGACAGGCAGGUCAGCAUGAUCAUCAUCCUCCUGGUGGCCGUAGUGGCCGGCGUGUGCCGCGCGCUGCGACGCUUCGUCAACAUCCCCGUCGUGGCCGUGGUCGUGGCGCUAGGCUUCGGCACGGGCCGCCUCGUCGGCGGCUACAACCUCAAGGAGAAAGUGCUUCCGGUCACCGACCUGCACAUCCGGGAGCUGCUGUUCCUCUACCUUCCCGUGCUCGCGUACACCGGCUCGAUCAACCUGCGCGGCCACCUGUUCAGGCAGUGCUUCUGGCAGUGCGUGCUGCUUGGCUUCGGGGGCCUGCUGUUCAGCACGCUGCUCUUCAUGCUGUACAUGUCGGGCACGCGGGACGCCGAGAAGCAGCACCUGGCCGAGACGGUGCUGAUCAGCCUGCUCACGUGCUGCCCCGAGCUGAUGUUCGUGUCGGACAUGAACGCGCUCUCGUCGGCCCGCUCGCACAUCCUCGAGACCAUCAUCAUGGGCGAGCCGCUGGUCGGAGCCACCGUGCUCUGGAUGGCCUACCGGUUCAGCACGCUGCCCGAGAAGCUGACUAUUUACGGCUUCCUAAAGACGGUCACGUGCACACUGCUCGUCGGGCCACUGGUUGGCAAGUGUAUCGGUCAUGCGCUCGCGAUGGCCAUGAUAUCGCUGGCGCAGGACCUGCCCGUCUCAUUCGUGGUGAGCGCGAUCAGCGUGAUCGCGACGUGGGCCUUCUCCGAGCAGUUUAUGCACGGCGCUGGUAUCAGCACAAUCAUCUCGAUGGGGAUCGCCACCAGCGCUCACUCAGCGGCCACUGUGUACAACCCUGUCGCGCUCAAGAAGUUCUGGAUGCUCAUCAGAUACGGCUACAACGUCGUCGUCAUUUUCCUGUCGGCUUAUCGGAUCGGCCGAGACACGCGUGAGUACCUUAGCUGGCACGAGAUAAUGAGCCCGGUCAACGCGUACGUUGCGAAGAUCGGCGUCCGAUUCGUGACCAUCAUCGUGCUGUAUCCGCUGCUGGUAUCCGUGGGCUAUAGCCUCAGUUGGCAGCAAUGCUUGAUUGUGGCCUGGGCGAACUUCAAGGGUGCCAUAAUGAUCGGCAUGGACUUGACAAGGGCUUUCCCGACCGUCAAUCUCGAGUACGCUCUUAAGGAACAGUUCAUUCGCCUGGGCACGCUAUUUCUUGUGCAAGUCCUCAACACCACUACGCUCCCUAAACUCAUGUCGAUGCUGGGGCUCGUGGCGCUAUCGGACGUGGAAAGGGCCAGUAUGAACAUGGUUAUAGUUGCGCUUCGCAACACCGCAAAUUCGUCGACUAGCUUUCAGCGGCGCGACAAAAAGUUCUCUGGUGCCGACUGGAAGUGGGUUCAAAUGCACACGUGCAUCGACAACCCGUAUAUUGGAGCCGAUGAAGAAGAUCAUGCCGAACAGACAGAGACUUACAUGCCCGCUCGCGUCUACAAGAAUGCUGCUGCAAGAAAGGCCAGCUGCUCCAUCGUAAGGCUCCAGAAAGUCUGCUGCAACAAACAAUAUGAAGACGGCAUGAUUCACAGCAAAACGAGGGGCAAAAUUCUGGCCGCCCUGCAGUAUCCCAUGGAAAAGGAAAUCUACCUGGAUUAUAGCAUGAUGAAGCCAUUCGUGACCGUCCCCGACUGGAUCUACGGGCUCAAGGACUUGGUGCAGCGAUUCGCCGGUAACGAGGCCAUCGAGAAGCGCCAAUAUCGAUCGAUACGUUCCAGCCGCUCGCGCACAGACGACGACGAUGAGGAAAAGGAGCAGGUCAGCUUGCUCUCUGCCAUGCUCAAAGAAGGCUGGUACCACGCCAUAAUUGGGUUCAUCGCUUUGGGUUUCGUCUUGCUCCUCAGUGGCCUGGCUCUGUUCCUGCUCAAAAAGCGUGCGGACCCAUCACAACACGAGCUGCUCCUAUCGAUCAUCACCUCUGUGCAGGGCGCCUACGUGCUGCUCUACUCGAUUGAGAUGGUGCUUCUAGUGUACACCGUUGGCAUGCUGCACGUGGGCAAGGAUAUAUGGAAGCAGCUUGACGUUAUCAUGUAUUUUCUGGUAGUCACGGAGUUCGUGCUCAUCAGUAUGGCAUCCGUGACCAGCGGCGGCAAGCCUGACACCGCUUACACCAGCUUCCUGCAGAUAAGCUUCAUCACUCUUAUCUCAUGCCGGAUCGUGAAGACGCUGCAGAAGCGCGUCGUGCUCUUCCUGUGGAUAUGGGACCUGCUGGAUGGGCUGCUGAACCGCAAGCUGUUCUACGCGUACGACCUGAGCUGGGCCUACAUCACGGCAGAGGACGAGGCCAUGAACAAGGUGUCCCGUUUCGUCGCCACGCCGCAGUUGGCAGCCGCCAUACGUGAGAACAGCGGCUACAACAAGCUGGAGACGCUCAAGAACGUCGUGGACAUUCAGCAGCGCUACCCCAACAUCGAAGUGGCGACCAAGACGCGCCAGGCGGCGCGCAGAAUCCUCAACAAGGCGCUCGAUGGCCUCAGAGAGCUGCACGAAGGGGGCCUGUUGGACGACAAGCAGUUCGGCCUGCUCUUCUCCAACCUCUCCUGGAUGAUCCAGCGCGCCGACGGCAUGCCCACCAACGUGGCCGUGGGCAACACGGCGUUCAACACGAUGCUGAGCGUGCCGUGGCUCACGCGCGAUGUGGUGCCGCGGCUGCUCAAUUCCUUCUACCAGUACCUGAAAGAAGGCGAGCUGCUUGUCGAAAAGAACAACAUGCACGACUGCGUCUUCAUCAUCUGCUCGGGCAUCGUCCGGGUGAGCGGCUGCAACGAGGAGCCUUGGGCGAACCCCGUCCAGCUCGCCAACUCGGACUCUACGCAUUUCUACUUCUGCGAGGGCUCCUUCCAGGACUACCUCGUAGCACCGGACGCGCUCGGGCUGCUGGGCUUCCUGACGUCCAGGCCGUCGGUGUGCCAGUGCGUGUGCGAGACGGACGUCGAGAUGUGCUGCAUCCCCAUGGAGGAGAUGACGUCGCUGGUCGAGCAGCACCCGGAGGCGCCGAACCUGGUGUACCGCAUGUGGUUCAGUGUCGCCAUCCGCAUCGGUCUCGCCGUGCUCGUCAACCAGAAGCGGUACCAGGAGUGGACGCACGACAAGCUGAAGCGCUUCCUGGAGAACGGCAUUAUGCCCAACUUGUAUUACGCCAUCGACUUCUCGCUCGACGAGGCCGUGCUGGACGUGAUACUGGUCCAGGGCGUGGUCCAGUGCUCCAAGACGCAGGAGCUCUACACCGGCCCCUCGUACAUCCCCAGCGCGGUGCGCGAGAUGACCCUGCCGGGCAUCCCCGCCGAUCGGGCGCGACCCGUAAUGCUGAUCACCACGAUGAUGCGCUACCACCUGCCGAGCGACCUCGACUGGUUCCACCAGCCGCUCACGCACUACGACUACAAGAAGCAGCGCGCCGUCUCCAUGGCCGUCGUCAGAACCAGCUAGCCGUUCGUCGCUCGGCCAAAAAGACGCGCCACCGGCUGUGGUCGGACCUUUCGCCAUCCCGCCGCCGACACCGCCAUCUGUCGGUGGUGGAAGGGCCUUUGACAACGGUCGCACAGGCUGCUUCGAACUGUACAGUUUAAUUUCAGUGUUUCGUUCUUUGUACAUUAUCGCUUUAUUGACAAUCGAGCGUCGUUUCACCUGUUGCAUUCGUAGUGUUUUGCCGUAAUUGUUUUACAGUAAUUUGCGCGAUCAUCCGUCACCUUGUACAAAACGUCCCAUCGAAGCACACUCGUCAUUGUAAGGCUUGUUGUAGACGCGACCAGCCAUGAAUGGACACCACAACGUGCUUUAGGUGCACCAACGGACACUUAGUAAUUACUGACUUGAAGGCGCGGUUGUGGGGGCAUUGCGUUCGAAGCGCGCCGCAUCGUUUCACACGUAGACCUAUAUAGUUGGUCCGCGUUGCGCGUAUUUUCACGCCGUUCUUCGAGGAUCCACUUGCAUCGGCCGGCGGGAGGGCACACCGCAUAUUGUGCCGUGAACCUUGUUGUGAGAGGGCUCGAUGAACACACGAGCAGCGUCCAGCUCGUGUCGGAAGCUGGUCGUAGACCAGCUGUGCUUCGUGGUGUGGCUGUCUCGAAGCAGGCCGCAGAAUACGCGCCGACGCGCCCGCCUGACCGAAUGGUCGAAAUAAAGUUCUCGGAAUGUCUUAAUGGAAAAAUCUGAAGCCCGUGGUUCAUAGUAACAUACGGCGAACAUAUGCGAACUAUGCAAGGCAUCUCAAUGAAACGUCGCGUGUUCGUGAUGAUUAUACCUUCGCGCAUAUUCGACUCAUGUGUGCGUUUUAGCAUGUCCUCCUCACCUCGUGCGAGCCUGAAUACACGCCUCUCGAAUGGUAAUUGCUGUGCAGAGGAUUUUCAAGCGCAGCCCACGCGCUAACUCUGAAAACUAACGGCAAUCGCAGAACGGGGACACGAGCAAAACACAUUAACACGCAGACACGGCGCUAACUUCAAUUUCCUGCAUUGUGACGCGCGUGAAACCACUGGUGCAGCAUCUCAAACACACCGCUCGAUGUUCACGUAUUUGCAGGAAAUUAGCAUUAACGCGGAAAAUCCCAUUCUGACAGCCCUCAUUACAGAACAGCAUGUAUAGCUGUCGUCGAUAUGCAGUGAAAUUGCCUUACUCCAUUAAUAUAACGGAUAUACUUGUUAAAGACAGUGCAGUCGCCAAAAUAUACUGAAUCUAUACGCUGUCAAAGUUGGCGAAAGACGGGAGGUCAAGUCUUGUAGAACUUGAUCGUAACAGUUAAAACCGCAACCAAUCCAGUGACCAUCAGCGAAAUUUUCGGGGCCAUAGGAUUAUGUGAGCAAAGACUACUACUGUUGUACCUCUACGCAGUGGGAAGAUUUCAGGUUUGCUUAAUCAUGCAUGAGCAGCCGACCGACUGAAUUUCCAAAGCAAUUGCACGCCUAUAUUUAACCACUGAACUUGUUCGACAUAUAGAGUUACGGUACCUUAGCCUCACGCGUCGCAUGCGUGACGCGUUACUCAAGCCUGCAAAAAUGAAAAAAAGGUCCUAGUGCGUUGUUUCUUGCCCCGAGCAUCAGCAUGAGGCCAUACGCCAAGAUUUAUACUUCGAUGUUCUCUCAUAUGGAAUUAAUGAGAUGAUGUGACCUGUGGCUUGCAUUGCUCUACCUCUUUCUACGAAUAAAAAGUGCGACAGUAAUAACAUGUUUGUGCUCGUAUACAAAGAAGUGGCAAGCCCAAAAGUUUCCUAAGCAGUGUGCUAAUCAGCACCCGCAUAAAUGCGCCCAUGCAGAUCACACGACACUGCUAGGCGCUGCUGAAAUAUUUUAGCAACUGCGUCCU
Dermacentor albipictus is the source of this 6131-nucleotide messenger RNA. Its product is annotated as sperm-specific sodium:proton exchanger-like. Gene Ontology annotation, biological process: potassium ion transmembrane transport; proton transmembrane transport; sodium ion import across plasma membrane. NCBI's taxonomy places the organism in Eukaryota, Metazoa, Arthropoda, Arachnida, Ixodida, Ixodidae. Gene Ontology annotation, molecular function: sodium:proton antiporter activity; potassium:proton antiporter activity. The record is from RefSeq and is a predicted model, not a curated record. Gene Ontology annotation, cellular component: plasma membrane.